AUGCUAGAAAAUAAUGCCACAGAACAGUAUUUAACAAAAGAGUUUUACUCUUACUUAGGGACUCUUGUGAAGGAGAAAAUGUCUGGAAGUGAGAGUUCUGAUUAUUUCAAUAUACCACAUAUCGAGCUAAAAUUAAGAGCAAAAGAGGGUAGAGAGAAACAGAUAAAUAUAGAAGAGAGGGGAAAGACCGAAGGAAAGGAACUGACCACGCCAAAGCUGUUGCCUAUUGACCAGAAACCUUAUCAGCUCAGGAAAAACGGAGAAGCUAAAGAUAGGAUUAAAAAACUAAUUGAAUCUCUAAACAUUGAAACAGUUUUACCUCAACAAUAUCUAAGAAAUCAGAUGAAAACAACUGAAUAUCAGGACAUUAUUCAGAGAGUUGAUUACCUGGACUGCUCAGGGCUAGAUUUUAGAAAUGCCGAAAAGCAACUGAUUUGUUUUGAACCAUUCUUUCAAACCCAUGUGAGCGAUUUUUUGGGAUGGAUUGUAAACUGUGACGCAUUCAUCCGAAAAACAAAGUCUGCGAAAUCUCGAUCUAUUUUAUCCAUUUUAUUUGCUGCACAUACUAAAGAUGCAAUAUUAGAAUUCAAAUCAAAAAAUACUUCAUCAAUUAUUGACAUCUGCAUGGAUUACGCUAUUGAAAAUGGAAACCACAUAUUAGUUUUAGAGCUUGUGAAGUUAUACAUGUUUGAUUUCAAUUUUCAUCUGCAAAAUCGUUUUGAUGGUAGGAAGAUAAAAUCAGUUGUUAUCAUGGACACGCUCUUGCAAACAGCUAAAUACACGAUUUUAAGAAAAUGCCCAAGGCUUCGACAAAAUGCAAUCAGUCUAUCAUUCUGUUAUGAAUGCAGUCAGGAAAGUCGGCUUGUGAUGUUGAUGUCAUACAAAGGUAUUAUAGAAAUGAAAGAUGGAAUCCCAGGGAAUGGCAUGGGGAUUGAUAUAGUACUGUAUAACUAUACACAACUAUCUGAUGAAGCAAAUACUGUCUUUAAAACCACGGUGACUUCUGGUUUCGGGUUAAACUUACCUGUUAUCACAGAAAAAGAAGCGAAAACACUUUUUAAGAAGCAUUCCAACCUCACCCUUAUAUCAGUAUCUCCAUUUAAAUCAACAGGAUAUUUAAAAGGAAAACAUAGAAUUGUUGAAAAAACUUGCAUUAGUCUGUUGUGUCUACAUAAAGGAUAUAUUCCUUUCGGAGAAAGAGAGUUUCCAAAACAAAUCAAUGGGUUUGAUGUAGAUGUACAGGAGGGAUACUGUUCUUUUGGAAGUGGUAGAUCUAUAGACUUCGGGGGACAUAUCCGUCGUGCCAAAGGAAUAAAUACUCCUGGAAAUGGAAGCAUUGGAGGUUUUGUUGAUUUGCCAAAUGAUACAGUUGGUUUGAUUACAUGUGCCCAUGUUGUAUUUUCAUCAGAUGAAUUGAUAAUACCAAAUAGUGAAAUUCAAAACUAUGUACUGGCCAGAGGUAUCGAUUUAAACGUAGAAUUUUUUGAUAAAAAUCAUCAUAAUUUUCAAGUAUGUGGCACCAUUGUGGAUAAAUGUUUUCCAUUAUCAUCUGAUAACACUUCGGUUGAUGCUGCUUUGAUAAAACUUGAUCCAACUGUAAACGAAUAUGGAUUUCCUGUAACCCUUCCUGAUCAACUAUAUUCAGCAGGGUUUGAUCCAAAUAACCCCCCUGUAUUUACUGGGGAGGUUGUUAAUGUCCCAGAUCCUACUGUAAGCUGCAGAAUUCCUGGAAAACUAGACAGUGUCAUCAAAUACGGAAGUAAAACAGGCUUCACAAUUGGAAAUCUGUACUUUAAUGGAUCACAUAUUCGGUUUGUGGACGAUAUUGGAGAAUUGCCGGAUAAAACACCUGUUCAUAUGUGCAACCAAAUUGAAAUUCAAAGUCUUCCCCACGGUACGUUUUUUGAGCCUGGUGAUUCUGGAUCCUUUGUCUUCUGUAUCAACCCUGACAAGACACUAAGCUGUAUUGGGAUGGCUAUAGGUUCGACCACCAAAGGCUCCUGUUUUGUGACACCAAUGACUAGAAUUUUAGAUUCAUUUGGUCUACCGCAUAGAUUGAAGCCAUGUUCUCCCCUUGCCUCUAUGAACAACCCCAAAGAAUCCGAAUACCAUUCUAAUCCAGAGUUAACACAAAGUAAUGUUAGCAGUAUGCCUGGUGAUAAUUUAAAAACUAUACUGUUGGAAUUAAAACUGUCGAUGACGAACAUGCAAACGACUUUGACGACUAUGCAAACAUCAAUAACAGAACUUCAGAAUCAACAAAGGGAUAAUCAGUCUUCAGUUCAAAGUGAAUUUGGAAACUUGAAAACAGAAAUUAAGCAAAUCAAAGAUGAAUUUCACACUAGAACUUCUGGGAGCUCGUCAGGUCACAUGCAGAAAUGA
Molecule: messenger RNA, 2382 nt
Organism: Saccostrea cuccullata (small rock oyster)
Lineage: Eukaryota; Metazoa; Mollusca; Bivalvia; Ostreida; Ostreidae
Exons: 3
Coding region: 1-2382 (793 amino acids)
Source: RefSeq, a predicted model, not a curated record